Molecule: messenger RNA, 855 nt
Organism: Engraulis encrasicolus (European anchovy)
Lineage: Eukaryota; Metazoa; Chordata; Actinopteri; Clupeiformes; Engraulidae
Product: phosphatidylethanolamine-binding protein 4
Exons: 7
Coding region: 117-716 (199 amino acids)
Source: RefSeq, a predicted model, not a curated record
GCUGAGGAAAGGAAAGUGCGAAUACAAGAAGCCAGCACCUAUCAAAAGGCUGUUCUACCGUAAAUAGUGCGUGAAUAAUCGAGGAAACUUGUACUUGACGCUCUCCUAAACAGGUCAUGAUGUGGUGUUCAAAGGUGCGCGCCUUGACAGCCCUCACCUGUGUCUUCAUAGGAAGCCUGUUGACUUGUGAAGUGACAGCCACAGAGACACUAACUCCAGAAGAUGCACACUUUUGCCAUGGAGGGCUCGAGGUGAUCUACCCUGAGACUGACAUCAGUGACUGUGUGAUCAUCCCAACUGCACAGAGAGAGAAGCUCAGUAAGGAAUGGGGGGCCCCUCAAGUGAAACUGGCAACAGCCAAGAAGAGAAAGUACACGCUGAUGAUGGUGGAUCCAGACGCUCCUAGCCGCAGCAACCCUUCUCGCUCUCACUGGAGACAUUGGCUUAUAGCUGAUAUCGAGGGCCAGGAGCUGAAGAGAGGGAAUGUUAAAGGCACUGUGCUCUCAGAAUACACUCGUCCAACACCCCCUCAGAAGUCUGGCCUGCAUCGCUACCAGUUCAUGAUCUUCGAGCAGCCGGAUGGUCAGACUCUUUCACUCAGCAAGGAAGAGAAUGCCUCUCGAGGGAACUGGGAGCCGCAAGCAUUCAUUGGCCGGUUCAGACUGGGGCAUCCGGUGGCCUGUCUGCAGUUCCUCACCCGUAGUUACAAGGAGUGACCGGCGGGGACGCCACCACUAUACGCACUCCAUGGCCGCGUGACAGACAAGGAAAGGCAAAACUAACAAAAGCAUUUGCUUCUUCCACAGUGAUGCAGUAUAUUCUAAAAUAAAAUAAAAUCAUUUUAUGUCUCCCUCA